CGCGUGGCCCUGCCAGCCGUACAAGUAAAGCUUGACCUCCCGCCUCCUGUCUCCAGCGGUCAAAGCCUGUGAGCUUCCUGCAACCUUGCUCGCAGACAGCAAUUCCCUAGUCCUCUUUCUCCCAGGCCUUGAAGCAUCGUCCACAAUGCCUGCUGCUUCUGCUGUCCUCCGCCGGGGGUCCGCCCUCCGCUCGCUGGCCCCGGCCGUCUCGAGACAUCUGCCUCGGACUGCUGCCCGCCUCUCGUCGUCGUACCAUGCCGGGGAGCCCGGCGCCCCCGUGCUCAAGACCGACUUCCCGGGCCCCAAGGCCAAGGAGGAGCUCGCCCGCCUGCACAAUGUCUUUGACACGCGCAGCACCAACAUGCUGGCCGACUACACCAAAAGCACGGGCAACUACAUUGCCGAUCCGGACGGAAACCUCUACCUCGAUGUCUACGCCCAGAUCGCCUCCAUCCCCGUCGGCUACAACAACCCGACCUUGCGCAAGGCCGCCGAGAGCCCCGAGAUGGUCAGCGCCCUCAUCAACCGCCCCGCGCUGGGCAACUUCCCCUCCCACGACUGGGCCGAGAUCCUCGAGACGGGCAUCCUCAAGGUCGCCCCCAAGGGCCUCAACCAGGUCUUCACCGCCAUGGCCGGGUCCGAUGCCAACGAAACUGCCUACAAGGCCGCCUUCAUGUGGCGCCGCCAGAAGGAGCGCGGAGGCCCCGCCGUCGAGUUCACCGAGGCCGAGCUCGAGUCCUCCAUGAACAACCAGGCCCCAGGUGCCUCCCAGCUCUCCAUCCUCUCCUUCAAGACCGGCUUCCACGGCCGCCUCUUUGGCUCCCUCUCCACAACCCGCUCCAAGCCCAUCCACAAGAUUGACAUCCCGGCCUUUGACUGGCCGCAGGCCACCUUCCCGCUGCUCAAGUACCCUCUCGAGGAGCACGCCGAGGAGAAUGCCAAGGCCGAGGCCGACGCUCUCGCCGAGGUCGAGGACCUCAUCAAGAACUACCACAUCCCGCCCUGCGCCGUCGUCGUCGAGCCCAUCCAGUCCGAGGGCGGAGACAACCACGCCUCGCCCGAGUUCUUCCGCGGCCUCCGCGCUCUCACCAAGAAGCACGGCGUUCUCCUGAUCGUGGACGAGGUCCAGACCGGUGUUGGCGCCACGGGCAAGUUCUGGGCCCACGACCACUGGAACCUUCAGGACCCCCCGGAUAUCGUCACCUUCAGCAAGAAGGCCCAGACUGCCGGCUACUACUUUGGCGACCCGGCCCUGCGGCCCAACAAGCCCUACCGUCAGUUCAACACCUGGAUGGGUGACCCCGCCCGCGCCAUCCUCUUCCGUGCCAUCAUCCAGGAGAUUGAGCAGAACAACCUCGUCGAGAAGACGGCCAAGGUCGGCGACUACCUCUUCGGCAAGCUCGAGGCCCUUGCGGCCAAGUACCCGGGCCAAUUUGAGAACCUGCGCGGAAAGGGUCAGGGCACCUUCAUUGCCUUUGACAACCCGCACCGCGACCAGUUCCUACUCAAGGCCAAGAAGUUUGGCAUCAACAUCGGCGGCAGUGGCGCCUCGGCCGUCCGCCUUCGGCCCAUGCUCAUCUUUGAGGAGCGCCACGCAGACCUACUCCUCGAGGGCCUUGAGAAGAUUGUCACAAGCUGGGAGAAGUGAAAGAAAAUAAAAAAAAGUUAAUGGAGCUUAUGGACGUGCGGGAGGUUUCGAGGGUCCCAAGAGUGUGGAAUCAUAAAAGAAAGUCGAGGACCACCAGGCGUUUUAUUGGACAUUUGGAAUAUAGCGAGCUUGAAUUACACAUAUUAUCUACCAGCCCCC
Molecule: messenger RNA, 1807 nt
Organism: Microdochium trichocladiopsis
Lineage: Eukaryota; Fungi; Ascomycota; Sordariomycetes; Xylariales; Microdochiaceae
Product: aminotransferase class-III-domain-containing protein
Exons: 1
Coding region: 146-1648 (500 amino acids)
Biological process (GO): GABA catabolic process
Cellular component (GO): mitochondrion
Molecular function (GO): pyridoxal phosphate binding
Source: RefSeq, a predicted model, not a curated record